AUGCGCUGGGGCGGCAAAGCUCCGCGGCCUGGGAGCUUGGGCGCGCCGGCGCCGGCGUCGAAGGAGCUCAUGGGACCGAAUGCCAGGAUACCCAACAUCUUCGAAAUCCCGGGCGCCUUGGACGCUGGGGAGGUAGCCGCCCUGAUCGAGCGCACCGAGCAGGUUGGCCUGGAGCUCCAAACCAGCCGUGGGCCCGCCUACGGUGAAGCCGUGCGGCAUCACUCCCGCACUUCCUUCGAGGAUUUUGGCUAUGCGGAGGCCUUGUGGCGCAGCGGCCUGGACAGGGCUUUGGCACCUCUGCGGGUGGCCGGCCGAGCGCCUGCAGGCCUAAACGAGAACAUCCGGAUCUACAAGUAUUCGGGUGGGGACGUUUUUGGGCAGCACGUGGAUGGCAGCAACCGGACCUCGAGCGGGCGCACCGAGUACACGCUUCUGAUCUAUCUGAGCGGGGCCGCGGAAGGGCUCGCGGGAGGGGAAACGGUCUUCUAUUCGGAGGGUCGGGAAGUUCUCCGAGUGGCGCCUUGCGCGGGAACAGCGCUGGUGCACCGCCACGGCAGAGAGUGCUUGUUGCACGAGUCCCUGCCGGUGCAGCAGGGCGUGAAGUAUGUCCUGCGCUCCGAUGUGGUCUUUCCCGACUGA
This is a messenger RNA of Effrenium voratum, 639 nucleotides long. The record is from the annotation of a GenBank genome assembly. NCBI's taxonomy places the organism in Eukaryota, Dinophyceae, Suessiales, Symbiodiniaceae.